GUUCGGUUUAGUCGCGUGCCGAGACGCCGUGGAACGAGAACGUUUCUGACAAGCUGGCUACGUGGAACGCGGGCGACACGCAGCGGGACACAAUCGCCUGGGUCUUGGUGUACACGUCGCGUGAUUUCGGCACGUAAAACGAGUCCGUUUCACCAACCUCGAAACGCACCGCGAUUAAUCACGCGAAUCUCGCCUCGCGAGCGCUUCCUCUUGCCCGGUCGUACUCCAGUACAAACUCGGUCGUCGCCGGAAUUGCCGAGAAAUUGCUCCACCCGCGAGUCAAACUUGCGUGUGUCGUCAUCCAAACUUCCUCCAAGCUAUCGACAGUUUUACAGUGUUCCGUGCUACGCAGUGUACCUCGUACUUAGUCCACGCUUCCUCCACAGUGUGCUCCUGUAAUUUUACGCUAACCCUUCGACAAGGAGAUCGUUUCUCUGCAAUAAUAACCUCGAAACGAGUGAAAUCAUCGACUCGAACUAUCGCAAACUCGCACUACUCCGGUCUUCCGCGACAGCUUGACGAAAACCUGUUCCACGAAACAAUUAAGUACCCGAAAGUGGCCAGAACCAGCCUAGAUCGUAGGCUACCCAACGAGAUCCGGCUGUUACGAACUUCAAAAGCGUCCUGUCUGUUGAUAAUCACCAACGAGUGUAAACAAGACAAGCCCAAGGAUUAGACAACUCUCAGGAUUCCAACGGACACUCGUCGAUCCGUAUUACCGAUUUUCAAUCGUUACGUAGUCCGACUGUAUCGCUGGAAAGGCUGGUCAUUCUUGAACCUUGUCCACCUGUCCCACGGAUCGGUUGGAACAAUGCUGGGAUCGUGGUCGCGGCACGUAAGCUAAAAUCGCGGCCUGUGGCGAGUUAUUGGCGAUUCGUGGCACGCGGGAAUCCGCGUACGACCGGUGUGCGUGGGCCCGUGCGUUUCGACGGCGUUUCCGUGUGUCGAAUGACGAUCGCGUGAAUCGUUACGGAUCACCUGUCCCGUCGAGUGGCCGAUCCGUAGAAUGCUAGAAUCGGACAGAGAGACCGGCUGGAAGAAUGGCGAAUUCGGCACAACGAUGACCCGCGCCGUGGUCCUUGACACGGUGUUAAUAUUAGUAGCUGGUGACCUUCCAAGUAGUCUCGGAAUCUGAGAAUAUUUGUAAAGCAGACGACCAGGGAGGCUAGACAGGUCUCGUCACGCUGGGGAGCCCAGCUAAGCCAGAGAGACAUUAAAGUGUCGUCGAAUCGACGUGGACUGCAUAGCGAAGCGUGAUAUAGCCUGCCACGCUAUUUUCCCGGUGCUUCAGUUACGCGGACAUUUAAGGAGGAAUUAUAAUGGCACCCGCUGCCACGUUGGACUGGUCCGAGCCAUGCCAGCACUGGCGCUAUCCGAAAUUCUGCCCGGCCGGGCAGCAGAAGCAUGAAAGGGCGAAGAGCGCGAUGGAACUGAGCAGCAAGGAGGCGAACACCGCGUACAAAAAGUUCUGCAAGUUCCUGCGCCGGCUGAAGAACAAGAAACAUAGAGAUGGCAACAAAGUCACAACCGUGGUGGCUACAGCCGGUGCUGGUCCGGAUCGUCCCCAAGAGAUCUCCUACACAGACACUAAAGUAAUCGGUAACGGCAGCUUCGGCGUUGUGUACCUGGCGAAACUCUGCGACACGGAAGAACUGGUCGCCAUCAAGAAGGUUCUUCAAGACAAACGAUUUAAGAACAGAGAGCUACAAAUCAUGCGGCAUCUCGAGCACUGCAACAUCGUGGAACUGAAAUACUUCUUCUACUCCAGCGGUGAUAAGAACAUCUUAAACGCAACUAAUCCAGUUUUUCAUGUGGACAAGGACGAAGUUUAUCUGAACCUCGUGCUGGAAUACAUACCUGAAACUGUGUAUAAAGUCGCUCGGCAUUAUAACAAAAGCAAGCAGACCAUACCGAUCAAUUUCAUUAAGCUGUACAUGUACCAACUGUUCCGCUCUCUGGCGUACAUCCACUCGCUGGGGAUCUGCCACAGGGACAUCAAGCCACAGAAUCUACUCCUGGACCCAGAAUCCGGCGUCCUGAAGCUCUGUGAUUUUGGCUCUGCUAAACACCUGGUCAAAGGGGAGCCCAACGUGUCUUACAUCUGUAGUCGUUAUUACCGCGCGCCUGAACUGAUCUUUGGUGCUAUUGAUUACACCACAAAAAUCGAUGUUUGGAGCGCAGGGUGCGUGGUGGCAGAACUGUUGCUCGGCCAACCGAUAUUCCCCGGAGACAGUGGUGUGGAUCAAUUGGUCGAGAUCAUCAAGGUGCUCGGCACACCGACGCGUGACCAGAUACGUGAGAUGAACCCCAACUACACCGAGUUCAAAUUCCCUCAAAUUAAGGCUCACCCGUGGCAAAAGGUGUUCAGGGCACGCACGCCCCCGGAAGCGAUGGAGCUGGUCGCCGGUCUGCUGGAGUACACGCCAUCUGGCCGGAUCACGCCACUGGAAGCGUGUGCCCACCCCUUCUUCGACGAACUUCGGGAACCGGGCACGCGAUUACCGACCGGCCGAGAGCUUCCCCCUUUGUUUAACUUUACAGAGUACGAGCUGCGAAUUCAGCCGUCUCUGAACUCGAUCCUAAAGCCGAAGUGCAUGCCAACUUCGGAGAAUCCAGGAGGCCAGUCGGAGCCGGUCGCGGGGAGUAGCGGUAAUUCUAGUGAUAAUAACGUGAACACCAACACGCUGUCCACCUCAAAGAACACAGACCCCGGCCAGUCGAAAAUGGCUUAAGCUGCUUUCUAUUUUUAACGUUAUUAAACAGAACAGACGUAACACAAAGAAAGAAAGAAAGAGAGAAGAAAGAAAACCCGAGAAUUCACGUGUUAGAAACUAGCCUUAAAAGAAACGAAAAAAGAAAAAAAUUCAAGUACGGUAGAGCAAGAACGAAAAGAAAGAACGAAAGCCGAUAUUCUUCUGAGGAGGAUGUCCAAAAGAACAUACAUACACAUACACACAAUCCCCGAUUGUAAAUUUUUUGAACUCGAUGCAAAUGGCGAUACCGUGUGGUAUUUUAAGCUUUGUUCGCUUGAAACACGAACGAUGAAAUAUUAUAGGAUUAUUAAAAGAUGGUUCCCCUCUUUGUAACGGGUUCGCUUGAGGACCCUCUGAAUUCUGAGUGGCGUGUGCGAACGCUUGAUUGCCACCUUAUUGCCAAAAAGAAAAAAAAAAACAAAAAAAAAACAAAAAAAAAAUAUAAUUGAAUUCAAUGUAUAUAUAUUAUAGGAACUGGCCCGUAACCUCUUUAAAUGAUAAUUGCUAUAAACAAAGAAAGAAAGAAACAAAACAACAAAAAAAUAUGAACGCGAAUUUUUUCUAGUUGAGGAAAAACAAACGAUGUGUAAUCUAUCAUACACUGUGUGUAGUAGCGCGUUUACGUCGCUUGCGUCGUCGUCAUUUCAUCAUUCGAGAACACAUAUACACACACACAUACACAUAUACAGGUACACGAUCAUACGCAAUUUAAAAAAGAAACAGGAACCAGCAGCUUUUUAACACGGGUGUCGAUGAAUUUUGGUGAUUCAAGGAGAAACAGAGAUCGCUAGACUCUUGGCUUUCGUGAAGAAAAAAAUGGAGAACAAGUGAGAGCAACCAGAAGUUCGAUGCUUCCUCCAGUAUGUGUAACAACGAACCGGAGGAAAGGAGACGAAGAUUAUUAUAACGAUUAUUGUAUUGUAUUAAAGAACACGCGUGCCACGUAGGAAUAUUUUUUAUUGUGUUCAAGAUUCGAGCGCCGAUCAAUGUUCUCGCAAGCGAUAGGGAAAUUUCACGCGGAGAAUCUCACGAAUGAACACCACACCAUACUCUCACACAUGCAAACACCUACACGUACAUACACACAUACACCUACACUAGUAAUUUGCGUGCACAAUCUCUAUUUAUCGUAAGACGAAUUUCCGCGACGCGAGAGAUGCUGCAUGUACCAGCACGAUUAGCAGCGAAAGAGGAAAGUGUAUCCUUAAAGAUUUUCGACGAAACGCGACGGAAGUUUCUAUUGUUCAGACACGACAUCGUAAAACACCAUACAUAUGAAACACCAUAUACUACACAUUCGUUCGUGCCUAUUGUCAGCCAUGCCUGGACGAUUCGAAUCGUUAUCCUCUAUUUAAUGAAUGGACGCUAAUUAACUCUAAUACUCGAUCCGUUACGGAUUUAAUCGUCACGCGAUUAUUGUUGUACAUUCUGUCGCAAGUUUUACCAGACCCUCGGCUUCACCGAGCGACCUUUUUUCAUCCUUCGCGACGAAACUCUACGCAGCAGAGAGCGAUUUUUUUUUUUUUUCUUUUUAUAGACCGGUCACAAAAAUUUCUGUUAUUUUUUUCUGUUAUUUUUUUUUUUUUCUUUUCAUUUUCAUUUUCCUUCCGCGUCAAAUAUUCCAGGAACGUUUCCAACGUUCUCGUUUCUUCUGUAUCGGCGUAUGAACGACAGGCAAAAGUAAGAACAGAUUUGUAAGCGAAUUGUAGAUUAUCCUUUCGUGCGCAUCACCAUGCAUACUUUAUAUGCCCGUGAGAGAGAAAGCGCAGUCAUACGGGGCCUCGGAGUUUCUUGAUCGAGAUGUCGAACCUUCUGCAAGGUCACAAUCGUUGUCUCGCUCAUGAUAGCCUUGGGAAAUUAUGCGGUGAUAAGAAUGAGUGAGAGAAGUGUACGAAGAGAUUUGUACGUUUUGUGUGAUGAAUUCCGAUUCUCGAGAAUAGUAAUAGAAAAGAGAGAAAAGAAGCCCUGUGCAGCUGGACCUUUCGGGGCAUGUCGCGCGUGACUUAGCCGUCAUUUUGCACGUUUCUACAUAUCAUGUCGCGUCGCAAGAAACCACAAAAGGGAGGCUGCCGAUGAAAGUUGAUACCGAAUGAUUUAUUCAGUUCCUUUUUUAGAGAAAGGACGAACGUUGAUAAAGAAAACAGGGAAAGCGAGAGAAAGAGACAGAGCGCGAGAGGAGAGAGAGUGAUAGAUGCUAAGCAGAUAGAGAAAGACAGUGGGAGGGAGUGCGUGCGAGCCAGAGUGAAAGAGGCAGCAAAUGAGUGAGAAUGAGAGAGAAAGGAAGAUGCUAAGACAUUCGUUUCAGAGUUUUUAUGAACGUUGAUGCGAUGUAAAUUACGUUUUUUAACGAUUAACACAGACGAUUAUUUUUUUUUUUUUUUUUCCUUUGGGUGAAAUGUACUUUGUUGCUAAGCACUUAGGUAAAUUUAUCCAUUUCGUUUCUCCUCUAGUCCGAACACGCAAAACGAACGGAAAUGCAAUUACGAUUUUUGAUACACGGUUCACGGAUAAAGAAAGAAAAGAGUAAUCCUCGCGUUCUAGCGAUCGGAGAAUAAUUUGUCCCCGUUCUUGCGUCAAAAGAAAAGCGAAAACAGACCCGGACGUUCGUCACGAUACGUAUUGAACAUGGAACUCUUAUCGAUAUAUAGGUACUUUCCAGCAUUUCUUCAUAAAUCUGUUAUUUAUUCUAUCGAUGCAAACAAUAAUGGUCACUACCUCGAUUCCUGUCUGAGAUCGGUGAUUACAUAACGAUUCGCUUCUUUCAUAUUCCACGAAAUUCCGAUCUGCGAAAUAAAAGCUGAAAAAGAACAAAAAUAUCUCCACCAGCCUGCAGCCAGUACGUUAAAGUUUCGAUAGCCGCCAUUAUUUCUGCAUUCGCUUGAUAUCUUAUAAGCCUUCCUAUUUUCUACGCCGUCGUGAGGCAACGGAUCACUUCGAAUGACCAUCAGGCGAGUUGUCGAUCACGCUUCAAGAAUUAAUGCGCUCGAAAUACAUAAUACAUGCGGCAUAACUCUCGUUUGUGAUCGAAAGAGAAUAUUAGUCAUCGUGGUUCGCGUUAUUUAUGCGCUCACGCGACGCGCAGCUGGCCCGAUGCGACUUCGUUUCCUUUGUCGAUCGACAUCUAGAAAACGGGGAAAAGGGAGAGAAAUAGGGGAGAAAAUACGUGAUAUCUGUACGCUGAAGGAGGAAAGGGAAAAGGGAGAAAAGGACUUCCAAACCCACGAGAAAUCGCGGGAUGGCCCCGAGUCUAACUGUGAGAAGCGGGAGGAAGCGAGAUGAGGGAGAACGAAAAAGAAAGAGAGAAACGAACGUGAAAAGAUCACGCACGACUCGAAGUAUAGAUUGUUGGUUAAUUGUCAUAAUUAUUCUACUAAUAAAGAAAUCCACCAAUUUAGUUCUGACUCAGUCCUUCUCGUGUUCUGCGAUUCUGCGUGCUUGGAACAUCGUGUUAACGCAGUUAGAGGGAAGAAAGCUAAUUCAUAGAAAGCUGCCAUAGUCUAGGAAGAUGGGGGACGAGCUAUCGUUAUCUUACGAUCGGGAGAAUCGGAUCCAUGGUAAAUUAGGCGAAUGAAAUUGUAUUCCGUGCGCAAAUUGCCCAUGGAUCGAUUCCUGUACUUCUCCAUUUUGUUCCGUUUUUCUUUUUCUUUUUUUUUUGUUUUUAUUCCGAAAAAUUCGACCACAAUAUGAUACACGGAGAUACACGUUUACACAGACAUUUGCAGAAUGUAGGAAAGCAACAUUGCGAGGGAAGAGCCCGUGUAAAAUACUGAAAGUCUAUAUAUAUAAAUACUUACAUGUGUGUGUGUAUAUAUAUAUACGUGUACAUAUAUAUAAAUAUACGCACACAUACGUAUAGGUGACUAAACUACGUAUAUGUGUGUAUGUAUAUAUAUGUGUAUAAUACGCAGAUUAAUUUUUAACGAUAGCAAUUGACGAUAUUGCUGCAUUGUUGUAAAGAGAGAAAGCGGAAGUGACUGAAAGACGUAUGCAAGAGUGUGAAAGUGAAAGAGAGAAUAGAGAGAACAAGAGAGAGAAAGUGAAGAGAGAAGCGAGAUUUAGACGGAGAGAAAGGGAGAACAUGAAUAAUUGACUCUUCGAACAACUAUACUCGUCGUUUGCCUGAUAUUUUCAUCACCGUUACCACUACAGAGACCACCAGUUUUUUGUUCUUUUCUUUGUCUUACUAUUAUCAUCAUGUCGCACCGUUUCGAAUCAUCUAGUAAAUAAAUUGUAAUAAUUGUGUAAAGAAAAAAAAUUAAUAAAGUAAUUUAAUAUGUAUAUAUAUGCAUAUAUGUAUGCGUGUGUGGUGUGCAUAUGUAUAUACGUGGAAAGAGCGAGCGAGCGCGCGAGAGAAAGAGAGAGUGAGAGGGAGAGAUAGAGAGAAACAACUCGCGAGACAAGUAUACGUAUAUUUAACCGCUGCUAUACCGAUCGAGCGAGAUUAGAGAUGGGUUUCUGUCGUUAAUUAAGCCACGAAUCAGUUAUUUUGCGUUCGAUUCGAUGCUUCGGACGAAGCUAGAAAAAUCGUAAUACGAUAUUCCUGUUGAGUAUCUUUGUGGAACAGAAAAUAAUCCGAUCAUGUAAGAAUUAGCGAACCACCGUGCUUCGAACGCGGAGUUAGAUCCCCGUCAUGGCUGUCCAUGAUAGCUCCGGUAGCUACUUUUAUUCGCAGCGGCUACUCUUUACGCCGAUUCCACGGAAAUUCCGAGAUGGACCAUUUAAUCGUAUCAUUCACGCGAAAGUAAAAAAGGAAAAAAAAAAAAGAAUCUUUUUCGAACCGCACGUUUUCGAACGAAUCGUGGCUGAAGUAGCAUAGUAAGCACUGUAUAUGUCCGAUAUUGUACGCUUGAUGAACAGCAAACGCUUGAAUUACGAUGAGUUGUAGUUUAUUGUUACGAUCAUUUCCAGAUUUGUACCGUUUUCUUUGUUCUUCGUAUCGUAGAACUAUAUAGCGACGAGUGAACUAAUCACUCGAAAAAGGAAAAAAAAAAAAAAGAAAAAAUACCGUAUCUGUAAGUUCGUUUCGUUGCGGAGAUAUUUCUAUACGAUAUAUAAUUAGAGAAUAUCUAACGAUAUUUCUAAGACAUGUUUUUAAAUUAUAAUAGUGAUUAAUUUAAUACGAAAUUCGUCAAUAAAUAAACGAAUCGCAUUUGCUUACGUUUUUAAUUGGUUCGAGUAAUCGUAGACGAAAAGAGAAUGUAUUCCUUUUUCUUUUUCUUUUUACGAGCAACUUCGUUUCCACAUGCAUGUAAAAUUUGAACAAACGACGCAAUAAAAAUUUCGUAUUAAACUUCACGCGUUACGCAGGUUUAAUUGUAUCAGUACUCUCUGUAAUCCUGGAAAAUUGAUGUUCUGCAAAGUGUCUCUUACGUUUGUCACGAACACCUUCUGUUACGAAUAAUUACGGACAAGUUGGAUCGAAAGAGUGACGGCGAAUCGACUAUGUAAGUUCGGACGUUUACCAAUCUCGCCGAUAGGCGCGACACUAUCGGCCGAACAUUCUCGCGCCAUUUUCUUACUUUCCCAUCGACAAAAAUCUCACGGUAUAUCGUUCCCGAUACACCUGAUCGAUCUGAGAGCUCGAUUAAUUUCGCGAACGAAUUCUGUCGUUUCCAUAAGAGCGUAUGCUUUCCGAACGGAUAAUAAAAUUGUAUCACGCUAUAGCGAGUAAGUAGUCGAUCGCAGUGGCAGAGCUUAUACUUCAUCCUAACCUACAGCGACUAAUCUAGACGUUGCUCCUUCUCUGGUCCAUCUUCGAGAACGUAUGUACCCGCGUGAUUGCAAGUCACAUCUGUACAACUAGAUUCAUAGUCUUAAGACUCGAUCAGCGCGUAUUUUCGAUCUCGAUCGCGCGAAAUCGUACAUGUACAUAGGGAACAGUGGAUGAGACUGUAACAGUGCCCAUCUUCGAGUCGCGGAAACGUAACGCGUUUCCGACCACAGUUUCGAGGAGAAAUACGGAGAAAGGCGAACCCGACGAAACCGAGUCUUCGAGAUUUUUUAGAAAAUGAAUUUUAGAGGCGGACCUUACGACACACGAUCGAAUUUUUAUAAGCUUUUUACUUUUGCACCACUAGCGUUUCUGUCCGUACCACUCUCUCGCGUUUUACCACCACAUAAGGUAAGAAGCGACAAAACCGACAAGGGAGAAAUUUGCGAAAAGCAGAGUACACCAUCGCUGACGAUCGAUAUUUAAAGACACUUCUACUAUUUUCGCGGUUUAAAGACAGCGAUUUCCCGAGAGACAAGGAGGAGAUAGGGUCGAGAUAUUUUUCGCGAAAAAAAAUGGAUUAAAAAGUGACCAAAAAAAAGAGAAAAAAAAGCAACAGUGGCAAUAUAAGCGGUAACGUAAGCGGUAAUAUCUCUCGUUUCUACGAUACGUGUAUAGCGGAGAUAUAGAUGGAGCCGCGCACGUGCUAUCUCUAGCGCGAUUCUGUCCCUUCGAGAUCGCCUUUUGUACGAACCUUUGUUUCUCCCGUGUAUCCCGUGUACGCUUGAAGAAAUCGCUUAUAGUACCAUGACUAUAGGACAUCCUCGUCAGAAGUGCAUAUCCCUGGCCCGACAGAAUCGACCAUUGUUAGUUUCUCGCGUUCCAUGGAAGAAAAUGUUCCUUGGUGUGGAACGGCGGCACGUCCUCAGCGUGAAUCGUCCGCGUUAUUCUUGUAAAGUUCUUUCUUUUUCAAUCCUGUCGAACGAUAUCCGAGUUCCAUGAUACUCGGGCCGGCCGUUAUUCGAUUUUCCGAAUGCGAUCAGUUUGUAAUUUCGCGUGGUAUUCACGCGGGAAUAAAGUUCCGUUCGGAAGAGUCGUAGUCGAUCGUUCUAUGCGAUCCUCUUCCCCGACUCUAUCGCUCUCUAUCGGAGACUUUCGGUACUUGGUUCGGUCACGUGAUGGACUAUGGCGGAAGAUUGCGACGGAGCGAUAGGUGGCCCGUGAACGAAGUAAGAAACGCGAAGGAACGGCGAAAGAACGGGAGCAGUGGAACGAGGAAGAGGAACGAAAGUGACUAUACGGUCAUUCGUCAGUGCGGGGCGAUUAUAGUCAUGUAACGACGCCGAUGAGAAACACACACAGUCGUCUGUGGAACGUGCGUUUAAUCCCUGCCGGUAUGGCUGCCUGCUAUAGUCGUCAGCUUAAGUCCGCGAAUCGUGAAUAGUCACGGAUAUCGAAUGCUCGUCGACUAUAACUAACGGUCUCGCGGAGCUUUUCACUGACUAUAGUUUCUUCUUUUAGGUCUAUACGUCGACCGUGAUCAUCUCUCUGCGCUGUCACCGGUUAUAGUCACCUAUUUCCAGCGACUAUAACCCGUUGCCGGGUGGAGCAGUGAACGCGUACAGACUGCAGUAGCUCGCAAGUCGAUUAUAGUCGCUGGUCUGUAUCCGCACGGUGACUGUAAUCGUUCACCGUGACGAUUAUAGUCCGGAACUAAAGUCUUUCACCUAAGUUAACUCGUCGGCUAUAGUCGAUGGCCUCCGGGUACUUGCCCCGGACUCUGCAGUCGGUUAUAGUCGGCCGCCAUUAUACGCUUACUUAAACUACGAGUUGAGUAUAGUCAGCGGUGAAGUAUGUAUCUAGGAUCUUGUUGACUAUAGUCAAUUUUCCGUGCUUGCUGUCGAAACUGUCGCGCAACGACUAUAGUCGGCCAGCCGAUAUACUUUUCAUCCGUCUGCCGACUAUAGUCGGCAGCCAUCGGAGCAUACACCCGUUCGUUGACCCGAUAAUAACUAUAACGACUCAGUGAACUGUAACAAUCUCGUUUUUACUAUACAUACCCCCGUAAAGUAAGCAACAAAACGUCCAUAACGCACUAUUAAUCAUCGACAGCACCGUUCACACCGACAACCGUAAACGCCAUGCCGGCAGGGUUACCGUUACUCGCGACUAUACUAGGGAAAAUUGUGUUAAUAUA
Molecule: messenger RNA, 10660 nt
Organism: Eufriesea mexicana
Lineage: Eukaryota; Metazoa; Arthropoda; Insecta; Hymenoptera; Apidae
Product: glycogen synthase kinase-3 beta
Exons: 8
Coding region: 1320-2732 (470 amino acids)
Biological process (GO): signal transduction; regulation of microtubule cytoskeleton organization; positive regulation of proteasomal ubiquitin-dependent protein catabolic process
Cellular component (GO): nucleus; cytosol; cytoplasm
Molecular function (GO): protein serine/threonine kinase activity; ATP binding
Source: RefSeq, a predicted model, not a curated record